Messenger RNA from Hordeum vulgare subsp. vulgare (domesticated barley), 715 nucleotides. RefSeq lists its product as uncharacterized. The transcript is spliced from 2 exons. Bases 24 to 458 code for a protein of 144 amino acids. The record is from RefSeq and is a predicted model, not a curated record. Lineage: Eukaryota; Viridiplantae; Streptophyta; Magnoliopsida; Poales; Poaceae.
CCAACACAGCAAACCUAAGCCCGAUGGCAAUCAUGCAGUUCCACUCCCUCGUUGUCCUCCUAGUGUUGCUGCUAUGCGGAGCAGGCGGCUCCUCCACACCACAGCCGGCGCCGCUGACACAAGACGAUCUGUGUGUCGGCAUAAGCACGUCCAACGGAGAGCUGGCGUGCCUCGUCAACGCCGCACUGGCGUGCUUGGUACAGAAUGCCAUCACUGACGAGGUUACCUUCACGCCAUGCUUCAUCACAGUCGUCCUGAAGGAGAAAUGCUUGGCCAAGGAUAAGGGGGAGCCUAAUAACAAGGACCACUGCAUCGGCAUAAACGUUGACAUCGACAACGAACAGCUGUCAUGCCUUGGAGAUUACGCCUGGACCUGCUACAACAGCUUCACCGGGCACAUCCCUCCCGUGUUCACCGCGUGCUUCCAAGGCAGCGUCUUCAAGUGCACCCGACAUUGAUCUUUGUCAGGAUUCAUUCCACCAGCUGCAGCAUGCAUGAUCAACUGCUUGCGGACAAUAAAGGGGUUUGUGUGUGUGUGAUUUUAGUAUAUGGUAGUAGUAGUAAUAUGGUAUGGUUGUGCCAUAUUUCUCGGUUUUUUCUUUUGAUAAUUUCGCUGGAAAAAGGAAAAACAUAAUGAGAAGCAUUGAGCCUUGUACUGGUCUCAUCAAAAGGAAGCUGAAAAUGAAAAACAAAAGAAUGCUAGCUUGGUUGUAUA